GCCCUUUCCAGCCGGGAUUAUCGCCGUGCUUGGCUCCCGUCCCCGCGAGUGCCCGCUACCCCUCGGCACGGCCGUGGGAGCUCCACGGGCAGGGAGGGCCGCCCGCCCUGCGGGGCCGGGAUUUAUACCCUUCCCGGGAUUUACACAACCCCCAAACCCGCGCGCCUGUGCCCUACAAGACGUCUCGCGGCAUCCCAGGAGCGGCGGCCAGGACUGUCCAGCACCGCCGGGGGUUUGCAGAACGGGGAGGGGGGGCUGAUCCGGCUCGGGGUUUACGGACCAGGGGCUGCAAGACUCCCCACAAAUGCGGGGUGAGAAAGCGGGGCCGCCCCUCCGACCCCGCCUCCGGCGGCGUGGGAGGGCUGGGAGCCAGAUCCCGCUUCUUCCCCUCGGAGGACGAGCCACACGGCUGCCUCGGAGCCCCGCGGUCUCCUUUACCCGCCUUGUCGGGGGCAUCUGCCGCGAUCCGCUCCCUGCCUGCCGGGGGCCGAGGGUGGUCAGGGCCCCCUGCUGUGCGGCCGCCCGCUCCUCCGCGCCGUUCCGCGCCUCCGCGGUGGGCGGCCCCCCUCCCCGUUCCCCCCGGCGGGGCGGGCCUUGCCGGGGGCGGGCCGUCGGGCUUGAGGCUGUGCCGCGGCGUGGGAAAGCGCCUCAGAGAGGGUUUGCUCUGCUGGCGGUGCGGAGCCGAGGCGUGCCGUGCCGGAGUCCCCCCGGAUUUAUUUAUCUCUGCCCCACAUCGUCCCGUGCCCACGAUGAAGCGACCUUGCGAGGAAACUACCUCAGACAGCGACAUGGACGAGACUAUAGACGUGGGGAGUGAGAACAACUACUCGGGGCAAAUUAAUAGUUCUGUCAUUCGAUCAAAUUCCCCAACAACAACAUCUCAGAUUAUGGCCAGAAAGAAAAGAAGAGGGAUUAUAGAGAAAAGGCGCCGUGAUCGUAUAAAUAACAGUUUAUCAGAGCUGAGGCGGCUUGUGCCAACUGCUUUUGAAAAACAAGGAUCUGCCAAAUUAGAAAAAGCGGAAAUAUUGCAAAUGACAGUGGAUCAUCUGAAGAUGCUGCAAGCGACAGGAGGUAAAGGUUAUUUUGACGCUCAUUCUCUGGCCAUGGAUUUCAUGAGCAUUGGCUUCCGGGAGUGCUUGACAGAAGUUGCGAGGUACCUGACUUCGGUGGAAGGCCUUGACACGUCUGACCCCCUGCGUGUUAGACUCGUCUCUCACCUGAGCACCUGUGCCUCCCAGAGGGAAGCCGCCGCCAUGACCUCCUCCAUGGCCCACCACCACCACCCCUUGCACCCUCACCACUGGGCAGCUGCCUUUCACCACCUCCCAGCUGCUUUGCUGCAGCCAAACGGACUCCACGCCUCCGAUGCUGCCCCAUGCAGACUCUCCUCGGACGUGCCCCCGCACGGCUCUGCCCUGCUCACGGCCACCUUCGCCCACACCGACGCUGCCCUCAGAGUCCCCUCCACUGGCAGCGUCGCUCCCUGUGUCCCCCCUCUCUCCACCUCCCUCUUGUCCCUCUCAGCUACCGUUCACGCUGCAGCGGCGGCAGCUACGGCCGCUGCCCAGAGCUUCCCCCUCUCCUUCACCGGCGCCUUCCCCAUGCUUCCCCCCAGCGCGGCCGCCGCUGCUGUGGCUGCAGCGACGGCCAUCACUCCUCCCUUGGCCGUAUCGGCCACUGCCAGCCCCCAGCAGGCUGGCAGCGGGGGCAGCACUAAACCCUACCGACCCUGGGGGACUGAAGUUGGAGCCUUUUAAGUCCCCCCUCUCCCUUCCAGGUCUGGUUCCCUCCUCUCCCUCAGCACAUGCCCACGGGCGCACCCACAGCCACACCCGAGCCCGAGGGACUCGGCGUGUCCUUAUCGCUCAGCCCAAACAAGGGACCACCUUCACCCAAAGGGCCUGAGAGGUGCUGGCAAGCCCACCGAGGAAUAGCCCGGAUAUGCUCAUUUCAGGCGUCGGAGAGGACAUGGGGUGACACCUUCUGCCUCUCGGUUUGUUUCACUGGAGGCACCUUGGGGGAGAAGCAGUGGCUUUCAGAAACAGCGUGAGCAUAUUGGCUUGUAGAGGUUUCCUGGGAAACAGGUAGACACUAGAACUAAUAAUUCUCCAGCUAUGCAUCCUCCUUUGGCAGAGAGGUGAGGGAUUGCACCUACCGGGUCUACCCAAGCUAGAAAAAGAGUUUGAGUUUCAUAAGUGCCUGACAUUGAAAAAAUAAUAAACGAAUAAAUAAAUAUAUAUAUAUGUGUGUUCUGCUAAAACAAAUAACAUUGCACAGGUAUGGAAAUGGUAUGGGAGAGAGGUGAAAUCCUGGAUUCAACUUCAGAAGGGGAGAGGUAUUUUUAGCCAAAAGAAUGCUGAGGAAGAAUGUUAAAUUUGACAGGCCUAGUUCUCGCUUCCUUCGUUCACUUUCUUUGUACAGACUUGCCAAAUUGUGACAUGUAGCAUAGCAUUGGUAAAAGCAAUUAUCUUAUCAGUGCUGGGAUUAAUGAAUGUUUCAGCACUGCCUGUGAGCCUUGAGGCACCCUCUUUUAUGGCUUAAAUAUGGUGCUAGCUUGUAUCUGCACAAACAGUGAAUUUGUCAUGCACCCAGAAGUAACCACCUAUUUAAAGUGUGCACACUUGGAUACAGUUGAUUCAUGCCAAUAUAAGCAACUCAGUGUUGUAAGAGUUCAAAUUAACUUAUUUAGCUGUAUUUGGACAUUUACUUUUAGCCGAUUCUGUGCAAAAUCACUCUUCUUUUCCUUAUCAGCUUCUGGGAGAACAAUCACUCUGGGUAUGAAUGAAGUUACGGUAGGAAUAUUUUUUAAAUUGGCUAUUAAAAUGCCAACAUUGUAAUGUGGGUUUGAUUCCAAACCAAAAUGAAUGUAUUAAAGAGGAUGUGAGUAAAUUAUUUUGUCAAUACCCAGAACACUAGUGCUGCAUAAAAUGGUUUGCUUUCUUUUUUUUAUUACAGUGACUUAAGAUAACCUAAGUAUUUUAAUACAUCCAGUCAAGAACUAGAGAUUUUAUGUAAAAAACGAAAAAAACACAGCAUGUAUUAUUAUGCACUUGAUUUCUCUGCUGUGUGGAGAAAGCAAUAAGCAUUGAGAAUGUUAAACAUUAUGCAAAAUAUACUUUAAAAUAUUUGUUUUAAAAAUACUGUACCUAGUUGGUCUUUUAUGCAUUACUUUGUUAACCUUUUUUCUAUGCAAAAGUCUUUACAUAUCACUAAUUAAACGAAGUCCUUUUUGACUGCGUUUUAUGGA
This is a messenger RNA of Columba livia (rock pigeon), 3247 nucleotides long. It is a transcript of the gene HEY2, whose product is annotated as hes related family bHLH transcription factor with YRPW motif 2. NCBI's taxonomy places the organism in Eukaryota, Metazoa, Chordata, Aves, Columbiformes, Columbidae. The coding region runs from base 750 to 1757 and encodes 335 amino acids. Gene Ontology annotation, cellular component: nucleus. The transcript is spliced from 5 exons. Gene Ontology annotation, biological process: circulatory system development; regulation of transcription by RNA polymerase II; anterior/posterior pattern specification. Gene Ontology annotation, molecular function: DNA-binding transcription factor activity, RNA polymerase II-specific; RNA polymerase II cis-regulatory region sequence-specific DNA binding; protein dimerization activity. The record is from RefSeq and is a predicted model, not a curated record.